AUGCCAAUCAGGCAUUCAAUGGAGGAUAGGAGAAGUGCCAAAACUAAACUGCCAAAAGAUGUUAAAUGGAAUCCGCCUAAGGAACAUUUCUACAAGCUAAAUACAGAUGGUGCUUAUUCGCAACACAAGGCAGGUAUAGGAGGAGUCAUUAGGAAUUCCAAAGCUGAAUGGAUCAUGGGCUUUGCGGGUGCUGCACCAUGUCACUCUGCCAUCUUUUCAGAGCUUUAUGCAUUAGCACAAGGCCUCAGAUAUGCCUAUGAAAGGAAUCUCACACCCCUUGAAGUGGAAGUGGAUGCAAAGGACAUUAUCUCUUUACUACAUACAGAAACUUUUGCUCUUUCAAACAUAAUUGCUGAUUGCAGGUACUAUCUGGACCGACUAGGUAAUCCUGCAGUCAAACAUGUGCACAGGGGGCAAAAUAUGAUAGCGGACCAACUAGCUAAGGAGGGCGACAAGUUUGGUAAUGUACGGGCACCAAGGGUGUUUGAAGCUGUUCCCUUUUUGGUUGCACCACAUUUUGAAAAUGAAAAAGGCUGCUCAAUUCAAAGCUGCUUAGGAUAG
Messenger RNA from Nicotiana attenuata, 561 nucleotides. RefSeq lists its product as uncharacterized. Lineage: Eukaryota; Viridiplantae; Streptophyta; Magnoliopsida; Solanales; Solanaceae. The coding region runs from base 1 to 561 and encodes 186 amino acids. The transcript is spliced from 2 exons. The record is from RefSeq and is a predicted model, not a curated record. Gene Ontology annotation, molecular function: RNA-DNA hybrid ribonuclease activity; nucleic acid binding.